AUGAAGGAAUGGUAUCCAAAAAGUCCUAUGCUGAGAGCCCUUACUCCUGCUUUAAGGAAUCUCUUUGUUUAUCCUGUGAAAACCAAUGAAGAAAAUAUUUACAUUAGCAUGAGAGGAGGUCUAAGUUCUGAUGCAUCGGCUGAGAUUGUCUUCAGUGGGAAGGCUCAACUUGGUAUAACUGCAACUGAUGUCAAUGUGGAUGAGGAUGGCUGUAUAGUUUGUCCAACAACUGAUAGCACAUUUGAUCUCCGAACUGGAGCAAUGAAGGAAUGCAUGAGAGGAGGUCUAAGUUCUGAUGCAUCUGCUGAGAUUGUUUUCAGUGGGAAGGCUCAACCUGGUAUAACUGCAACUGAUGUCAAUGUGGAUAAGGGUCAACAGGGGUUCGGUUUCAUCAAGAAGAAUGAAAUUAUCAAAGGAAAGGCAGCCGUAAUUGGCUUCCUGCUAUUGUUAGAUUUUGAACUUUUGACUGGUAAAGGUCUUCUCAAGGGAACUGGUUUCUUGGACUUUCUAUAUGCCGCCUCCAAAGCUUUCAAGUAG
Quercus lobata is the source of this 537-nucleotide messenger RNA. RefSeq lists its product as uncharacterized. NCBI's taxonomy places the organism in Eukaryota, Viridiplantae, Streptophyta, Magnoliopsida, Fagales, Fagaceae. The transcript is spliced from 4 exons. The record is from RefSeq and is a predicted model, not a curated record. Bases 1 to 537 code for a protein of 178 amino acids.